UAUUUGUCGUUGCGAGAGUUGCGAAGCUCUUCGUCGCGCCUAUAUUAAUGUGUGCGUGUGCAUGUGCGUUUGUACUUGGUGUGCUCGCUGCGUUUAAUACAAACUUAUACUAUAAGUUGGCUGUGCGUCAUAUACGUAUAGGACAUCCGUUCGAUCGAUCGUGCAUCGUGUAAACAACAAGUGCCAUAAGAUCCCACGUGCUGUGUACUGCACAUUGUGCUGCUGCUGCCCUGCGAUCGUGUAUACGCACAAUAUAGAGAGAGAGAGAUACCCACGAUCCUCGUUACGAAUCCAACUACGCUGGACAGAUAACUGCACGGGAGAUUCCGCUUUUUACAUGGCAAUUCAUGACAGAUCACGUACAAAAUGGCUGAUCAUCGCACGCUCGUCGACCGUUUGUUUUGGAUUACGCUCCUCUUCGUAACAUUUGACAUUCUGGUGGUCGACCUCGUGGCUGCAAGCACAGACUAUCCCAACUACCAUCAACUGGGUUUGGAGAGUUCCGAGGUGUGCCAUCCAUUGGGAAAAACACAAACGAUAUACUUAGGAAGUCUUAAAGAGAAUGCUUUGAUAAUUAAGCAGUCGCACAAAUUUGAGUCUCGUAGAACCGAGAUGAAGUGUAAAUUUAAAGUCCAAGCACCUUUUGAACGAGGACUGUUUGCGGUAAUUCAAAAAAUGUCUUUAAGAUCUCACGUUGUCAAUGGAACUGUUGAAUGCCUAGAUUAUAUAAGGUUUUUAUCAGAAAAUGGUGGUUCAUCCGAUCGUUAUUGUGGAAAAUUGGAAACUAUAGAUGGCACGAGAAGAUUAGCUGAGUCUUCAUUGGAUGAUGAAUAUGAUGAAGAUGAUUCUAAGGAAGACAGCUCAGAGGAAGAACAGAUCGUUAAAGGUUUUGAUGAAUUGAGUAGAAAAGGAAAAAUUACCACAGAAGUAUUUGUUUCAAAACAACCUCUCAAGCGAGGUGAAAAAUUGGACUUAAUUAUAGCGUUUACUCCUUUCAUUGAUUGUGAAAGUUUUAAGAAUGGUGUUUUUGGGGCAACAUCUGUAAAUGGUCCACGUAAAUGUAUUGAAUCUAAAUUACAUUGUGAUAAUGUUAUUAACUGUGCUAGUUCUCAUUGUUCUGAUGAAUACGACUGUACUAACAAAAGAAAUGGAGAAAUUAAGAAAUUAUUAAGGGAAGAUCAAGAAGCAAAAGCCAAAGUGACUUAUGCAGCUGUGACUGGCUUACUUAUUUGUGUAAUUAUACUUACACUGUGUUUAUGGACAUGUCGCAAGUAUAAAAAAUUGUGUUGGUCUUCUGACUGUGCUGGCCCAUCUGUUGUGAAUGAUAGUGCAGUGCAACUACCUAUGCAGAGGAGAGAUCAUAGUGUUUCUCAUCCUUUACCAGUAUCUUCAGCUCCAAUGCUUGAAGUUGCUGUCUCAAAUUCUCCAGAUAAAGAUUUACCACCCAGCUAUGAUUCACUAUUUCCCCCUGCAGCUAAUACCACAGAUAAUGCAUAGUAAAUUGAAGAUUUUAUUCAUGGUAAUGACAUUAUUCUAGUUAUCUAAUGUUUUAAUUAGAUAUUUUAAAUAAUAAAAUAUAUAAGUGGAGAUUUUAAUUAACAAUUUAAUACUUGUACAGAUAAAACAAACAUGAAAAAAGUAGUCCAUUAUGCAUAUGUAACAUAGAACACUUUAUCUUUAAUCAGACUUAGGAAUUAAAUGUUUUUCUUGCUUUGAGAUACCAUCUGUAUGUUUUAUAGUACAAUUAAUGAACAAGUAAACUGAGUGAUCUAGUUGAAAUUAAAAAAAAAAUGUAAAUUAUUCUUUGAAGUGAAUUUUAACAUUUGUAUAUACGUUUAAUCGACAAUAUUGAAACAAAGACCUUGUACUGAUAUAUUUAUAUUUAUAUUGAGAUGUUUACACUAGCAAUAUUUUAUAUUUUUGUACUUGUAUAUAAUCGCAAUGUUUAUACUUAUGCACUUUUUAUACAGUGUAAGUAUAAUGAAACAAAAAUAAAAAUUAUUUAUAAGUCACAAAAAUUAAGAAAAAAUUUUGAGAAAAAGAAUUUUUCCCAUCUGUAGUCUCAAAUAUAGUAGUUUAUUAAAAUUUUUCGAAAAAUUGA
Trichogramma pretiosum is the source of this 2101-nucleotide messenger RNA. RefSeq lists its product as uncharacterized. The transcript is spliced from 5 exons. The record is from RefSeq and is a predicted model, not a curated record. Bases 367 to 1497 code for a protein of 376 amino acids. Lineage: Eukaryota; Metazoa; Arthropoda; Insecta; Hymenoptera; Trichogrammatidae.